CCUCACAUAAGAAACUCAAACCUAUUCUAGUUUCUUUUUUAUUAAAGAGAUCGAUCAUCAUCACUAAAAAGAAAACAAAAACAUUAGUAUUAGUAAAUUUAAACCCUAAAUUAAUAAAACUCAGGAACUCCCCCCAAAAAAAACUUGUUGCCCCUUGUUGUAUCAGAGUCGGACCCAACUCAACUCGCCGGCAACGCACCAAAGAAUUCCGUCGCAAAGUUACAUUGGAGUGUUAAAUUAGGGUUUUGAUUUUUGCAUAAUGAGGCAUAGUCAUGGUUCAAUUCCUCCUCGACUAUUGGAAAACAAACUCGCUCAACAAGAAGCAGAAAUCGAGCGAAUUUCUGGUGAAAAUCACAGAUUAUCAAUCACACAUAGAGCCUUAAGAGAUGCACUUGUUGAUACUGCACAAGAUGUGCAAAAGAUAAAAUCACACAUUAGAAGUACUCAAACUGAGAGUGAUAUUCAGAUUAGGGUUUUGCUUGAUAAGAUGGCGAAAAUGGAGGUUGAUAUUAGAGCCGGUGAUGUUGUCAAGAAGGAGCUUCAACAGGCUCAUAUGGAGGCGCAGAGUUUGGCUGCUUCUAGGAAGGAAUUGAGGGGCCAAAUUCAAUUGGCCACUCAGGAAUUGAAGAUGGUUGUUGGUGAUGUUAAAAGUUUACCUGAUUUGCAUGCUGAAUUCGAUAGUUUAAUGCAAGAGGAUACAAUAAUACGUGACACAUUCGACUAUGAAAAGAGCAAGAAUGUAGAGCUAGUAGAUCAAUUGAAAGCGAAAGAGAAGAAACUAAUAGCAAUGGCAAGAGAAGUUGAGAUGUUACGGUCUGAGAUUUUGAAUGCUGAGAAAAGAAUAAAUGCAUCAAAUAUGUACGGAGCUGCUACCCCGGCAGAUGGCAAUGGUCCCUUUCUCGAUCAUUAUGGGAGAGCUCACGGUCAGAUGGCUUUUGGCCAAAUAGGAGAGUCUAUGGUUCCAGUUGGCAACAGCAAUGGAGUAGCAGUUGUAAAUAGUGCUGAUGGUAGCGGUGCCGGUUGGGUGGGUCAAUAUGAUCCCUCAAUUGCUGGGAGGUGAAGUUUAAUGAUGCUGGUUGGGCGGGUCAAUAUGAUCAUUUCCUGUGUAAGUCUCAGAUUGGAUGGCUUUAUUGAUUUGCUCAUUUCCUUAAAACAUAAUGCAGUUUUGGGAAUUGUUAAAUUGAACUGCAAAUGAAGGAACCAGAGAUAUGUCUCGCAAACAACUUAUUGUAAGACUUGCAAGCAUAUCCAUGUAGUAGUGAGCAAAAUAUGAUAUUGUUUUUUAUUUAAGUUUAAUACGGAGGACUCAAUUUUACUAUGAAA
Messenger RNA from Lathyrus oleraceus (garden pea), 1323 nucleotides. Its product is annotated as protein FLX-like 4. NCBI's taxonomy places the organism in Eukaryota, Viridiplantae, Streptophyta, Magnoliopsida, Fabales, Fabaceae. The record is from RefSeq and is a predicted model, not a curated record. The transcript has 3 exons. Bases 260 to 1060 code for a protein of 266 amino acids.